Messenger RNA from Oreochromis niloticus (Nile tilapia), 2266 nucleotides. RefSeq lists its product as uncharacterized. Bases 1017 to 2081 code for a protein of 354 amino acids. The transcript has 3 exons. The record is from RefSeq and is a predicted model, not a curated record. Gene Ontology annotation, molecular function: nucleic acid binding; zinc ion binding. Lineage: Eukaryota; Metazoa; Chordata; Actinopteri; Cichliformes; Cichlidae.
AGGAUGAAUGUUAUCCCUCGGUCCAACCCACUUUCAGCCUGGCGCAUUAGGGGGCGCUAGUAUAAAUAGUGGCCAUUUGAGUGUCCCUGGAUCGCUUACCUGUGAUCUCCUUUUUGGUCACCUGACUUCCCUUUGGUGUUGCCGAGAUUAUUUGCGGGUUACACUUCUGAAGCCUCCAUCGCGGCUGGUCGUAGCUGUAGAAGCCUCCUCUGAGCCAUUCUGCUCAUGCUUUAUGAUGCGGCUUACUCGGUACGUAAUCAACUUUUGUUACGAUCUCUGCCUUUUUAUUGUUCUUUUAUAGUAAUUACUUAUUAUGCUUUGCAGGAAGUGUGGGCCUUAGUUUUACGCCACGCUACGCGAACCGAGGUGCUGCUGCUUUGCUUUGCUUUGUUUUGCUUUGUUUUUGCUGUCUGUUCUGGCUGCGAAGUUUCUUUCCUACUGCUGCCAGCCUUUAAAGUGGACGUCGGCGUGGACAACAGCCAUAUGCAUGUCACGCGGAUCGGCUGGCGUACAUACUGAUUGACGGACUGGAUAAUUAACUUAUAGUCGUGCAGACGGCAAGUUGGAGCAAUACGGCGAUUCCGUUUGCUCCAUAUUUUAGAGUUUUAUCCAGAUUGUAUGUUGUUUUACUGUUGUUUGAUUUGUAGUUUGGAUUUUUGUUACGCCACUGGUGGGAGGCCCUUUUUCUAGCUGUAGAUCACCAGUGUGGUCCUGCAGUUGGGUUAUCCCCCAGCGCUACACAUUAGUUUGCUGUAAUAUAUUAAAAUUUUCUUUGUUUCUUUUAUUCAGAUGCGGAGCGCCGACGUGGAGGAGACUAGGGUGCCUUGGUGGUGGGAUCCUUUGCGUGUACACACCUGCCUUGUUUAGUUUAUUAGUGUGAGUGUGUGAUAGUGUGCUGCACUUGUGUCUUGGUGUGUUUUCUUUUUUUAGUUUGUGUGUGGCAUCCCUGCCCCUCCACUGGAUAAAAGCAAAGCAGCAGCUACUUUGGUGUGGGAUUCCACAGCUGUGUUACAGAGAUGGAGGAAGAGUUACAGGAACUCAGGGACUUGAUCGCGCAGCUGAAAGCAGACAAUGAGAGGCUGCGUCAGGAGAGGGCUGUUGGGUCAGGUACUAGUGCUACACCUUCUACUUCAACUGCAUCAUCUGUUAACCCCCCAACUGCUAGUGUCUCUGUAGCAGAGAGACUAGUUUUUGUGCCCCGUGACAGAAAAUGCCCUAUGUUUAGAGGAAAAUCAGGUAUAGGGUUGAAUGAAUGGUUGGAGGAAAUAGAAGCUUGUGCUAGGGCGCGUCAUUUGUCUGUGGCUGAUAAAGCAUUUUUUCUGUUUGACCACCUGGAAGGGGAAGCACGUGAGGAGAUUAAAUAUCGCUCUAGUGCAGAGAGGACUGAUCCCACUAAGAUAAUCACUAUAUUGCAAGAACUUUAUGGCUGUUCAGACUCCUAUGUAGCAUUGCAGGAAGCUUUCUUCUCUAGAAAACAGCAGGAAAGUGAGACACUGCAAGAGUUUUCCCUCGCUCUCUUGGGUCUUAUGGAAAAAGUUCAAUCGAGUGCCCCCAAUGGCAUGCCCAAUGCUGACGUUUUAAUAAGAGAUCAAUUUGUUGAACAGGUCUUAGAUAGUACCUUGCGGCAGGAGUUAAAGCAGCUAGUAAGGAGGCAGCCAACACUGACAUUGCUGGAGAUUAGAGGGGAAGCUAUUAGGUGGGAACGUGAGGGGUUGCCUAGUGGCGUUAGACAUAGAAGCAGUUCUGUCCCUUCUGUCUAUGGCAUUCAGUAUGGGGUCCAUAGCGGUCCUUCAGGAAUAGCCCAGUCCACCCAUUUGUCUGAGAUGAGCGAGAUGAAGGAAUUGUUAAAGUGCCAGCAGGAGCAACUUAAUCAGCUCACUCAGAGCAUUGCUCGAUUGCAGGGCCCCCAUCGAAUGUCUCGCUCAGGACGGAGCGAUUCCAUUAUAUGCCGAUGUUGUCAGCAACCUGGACAUUUUGCUCGGGAGUGUGAUGGGGAACGUGUUCCUCGUUCCCGGCCUCCUUCGCAGGCCCCUCUGCAUAAUCGCAGGCACUCUCCUUUAAAUACGGCUUUGGAAAACUAGCACCCUCCGUAUUGCCGAGCCACAGUUCGGGUGGGGUGUCUAUUGGCUCAAGGGUUGUUUCUAAUGGUCCAGAGGCAGUCUCCAAAUUAAUUUCAUCCUGUCCGCAUAUAGAUGUAGACAUGGGCGGUAUAAAAGUAUCUUGUUUGGUUGAUACGGGGUCCAUGGUCUCCACCAUUACUGAAAGC